Molecule: messenger RNA, 2428 nt
Organism: Caenorhabditis angaria
Lineage: Eukaryota; Metazoa; Nematoda; Chromadorea; Rhabditida; Rhabditidae
Source: the annotation of a GenBank genome assembly
AUGCGUCAACUGCACGAGUUGGGCGAAUUUUUUCGCGCAAAAUACGUGGCUUCCAAUUUUUUGCCCGCCAAUUUCUCCACCAAAACCGUAUACCUUCAGAGUUCGGACUCGGACCGGGCCCUGACUUCGGCCCAGGCUUUUUUGUACGGUUUUUAUCCGGCCCGCAACGCGGAAUGGCGGUGGGAAGCGGAUUUGGAUUGGCAACCGAUUCCGGUGCAUGCGGCGACGCCUGGGGAACCCGAUUUGGUGGGUACUGUGGAUUUUUGGGCCCUCUGAAGCCUUCUGAAGCCUUCUGAAGGCUUUCAGAAGCUCCUUAAGGUCCCUAAGGCUUUCUAAAGCCUUUCAAAAGCCUCUAACGCUCUCUAAAGCCUCCUAAAGCAUUUUUAAAGGAUUCUUAAGGUUCCUAAGGUCCCUAAAGCCCUCUGAAGCCUUCUGAAGGCUUUUAAAAGCUCCUUAAGGUCCCUAAGGCUUUCUAAAGCCCUUUAAAGCUCCUUAAAGCCUCCCUAAACCAUUUUAAGUUUCCUUAAGGUCUCUAAGGGACGCCUAAGGGUUUCUAAAGAUACUCUAAGCGUUUUAGAGGCUUCUUAAGGGUCCUAAGGUUCAUGAAGCUUUUAAAAGUUCACUAAGGGCUUUUAAGGUCCAUAAAGCCUUCUUUAAAGGUUCUUUAAGGUUUCUGAACCAUUUUAAGGGCUUCUAAAGAUACCUUAAGCAUUUUUUGAGGCUUUUUAAGGUCCCUAAGGUCCCUAAGGCCUUCUGAAUCCUCUUAAAGCUCUCUAAAGCCUUCUCCAGAUCCCUAAGGUCCCCUAGGGGCUUUUGAGAUCCACAAAUUUUUUUCUAGGCCUUUGAGAAGCUCCUUACGGCUUCUUAAGGUCACUAAGGCCUCCUAAAGCCUCUCAGAAGCUCCGUGAGACUCUUAAAGCUUCUUAAGGUCCCUAAGGUCCCUAAAGCCCCUCAAAAGCCCCCAAAAUCUUCCAGACUUGCAAAGCAACCUCAAUAAAAUGUCCAAAACACGCCCUCCUAGCUCAAGACUCCGAAAAUCGCGCAAAAACCUUCUACGAUCAAAAAUACGCCGAUUUUUUCCGCGAAAUUUCGGGCCAAAACCGGACCGGCCUGGAUAAUUGCUCCUAUUCGGACAUCAAUGGAUUAUACGAUAUUCAGCGGGAGCUGAUUCACGGGCUUUUGGGCCGGCAGCCCGAUUGGGUCCACAAAAAAUGGGCCGAAUUCGGGGGCCGCACAUCGAUGGAUUUGAUUUUCGAGAUGAGGACGCGGAAAAUGUUGGAUUUAUUUAAUUCCGAUGAAAAAUCCAGGCUUAUGGGAGGUUCAAUUUUGAAUAUUUGGCUCGAAAAUGCUAGAAAUGUGGCCGAAGGAAAAAUGGACAGGAAAAUGAUGCUCUAUUCAUCGGUAGGUCAAGAGUACUGUAGAUUUUGGCGCGAAAAAUGAACUAUUUUUUGUGAAAAAUGAGCCAAAAUAGGCCUAGGCCUAUUUUCGGGCCGAAUAGGGCCGCCCAGGCCUCAAAUAGGCUCAAUUUGGAUCAUUUUGAGGUACAGUAAGCCUGGGUUACUGUAGUUUUUUGGGCGCGAACAUUUGAAAUUCAAAAAAUUCUCAGAAAAUUUGAAUUUUCUCAAUUUCGCGCCAAAAAAUGGGCAUUGCUCAUGUUAAUCUAGGCAUUGCUCAUGUUAAACUAGAAAUUUAGGUAUUGCUCAUAUUAAACUAGAAAAUUGAGGAUUGCUCAUAUUAAACUAGAAAUUUGGGGAUUGCUCAUAUUAAACUAGAAAUUCUGGAAUUGCUCAUGGUAAACUAGGCAUGCUCAUAUUAAACUAGAAAUUUGGGGAUUGCUCAUGUUAAACUAGGCAUUGCUCAUGUGAAACUAGGUAUUGCUCAUGUUAAACUAGGUAUUUCUCAUAUUAAACUAGAAAUUUAGGCAUUGCUCAUAUUAAACUAGGCAUUGUUCAUAUUAAACUCGUCCUAGGCAUGUUUGGUGUCAAAAAACGGCAAAUUUUCCCACCUUGCUCAAUUUUCGCGCCAAAAAUCUGAAAUUUUCUGAAAUUUUCAGCACGACGGCGUCUUGCUGGCUCUUCUAAAUGCUCUCGGAGCCAGCAACAAUCAAAUGGUUCCCUACGCGGCCACUCUAAUCAUGGAGAUCUACAGUACCCCGAAAAAUGGCCACGUGGCACAAUUCUACUACCGUAACUCGUCAGAUUUGGCACCCGUCCAAAUUUUUUUGCCAAAAUGUCCAGAGCCUUGCGAAAUUUCGCAGCUCUAUUCGAAUUUUCAAAAUAUGACUGUCAAAAAUCUACAAGAACUGCAAGAGGUACGGUAAUUUUUGGCGCGAAAUUCAAAAAAUUCAAAAUUUUUGCAGCUUUGCUCUUCUGGGACACGUGGCAUUUUAUCGAUUUUUCUGUGGAUUUUUGUGAUUUUUUGGAAAUAA